Molecule: messenger RNA, 1579 nt
Organism: Effrenium voratum
Lineage: Eukaryota; Dinophyceae; Suessiales; Symbiodiniaceae
Source: the annotation of a GenBank genome assembly
AAGCCAUUUGGCUUUCAACGUGACUCUUAGCCUGCUUUCACAACAACAGGAAUGGUGCUAUGGCCUUGAUAUUGGCCAGCAUUGCUCUUGUUGUUGCCACCAUGAUGGGAAUGGUGGCUGCAGCAGUACUUGCGUAUUGUUGCUGGAAUGGCGCCCUGUGGAUUUUUUCGCCGCACGACGAAGGAUUUACAGUUGGGCAUGUGCAGCGUGCAUCCGACGGCUUCAACGUGCAGGAAGCGAAAACCCCAAGAUUUCCUCAGCAAUAUGCCGCCGGUUCCGAGCGUAUGGCACAAAAUCAGCAGCUGAUGUGGGAUCCCAAUGCAUGCUUCGCCAACUAUGGAGCGUCGAUCCGCCGUGAGCAACGUGGCGCUGGCAUGGGAAUUGAUGCUUUUCGCCAAUCAGUUGACAUGGCACAAACUCUGCCGUCUCCGGCCUUGAGCAUUGCCGAAGCAGCAAGCCCUCAACCAAGGGCUCAAGCAAGGAAGAUGCACCGGACCAGCAACUCUGUGUCGGUUGCUGAACAAGUGCAACGUGGUUACGCAGCGCAGCUCGCUAUCAGGUUCAGUGGCGAUUUGGCCUACCACAUGGGAAAUGUCAGAGCCAUCGCAGAUGCGUAUGGAUUGGACUCAGCGGAUAUGUGUUAUUGCUUUCUGUGCCUGGAUGCUGCCAAAGGCUGUGGCCUAGCUUUAAAGAAGUGGGGCACAGGGACGUAUGCAGCUCGCAUAUGGACAGUUUCCUUGGCUCGAUUUGUCAAGACAGCCCAGCGAGUUCGCAGCGCAAAGGAUGAGUCGAAGUUCGAGCUGCUUUGCGGUGAGUGGCGCUAUAACCAGGAUCACUUCAUUCGCGAAGUGCAAGCUUGUGAGAUUCCUUUCCACCGGGAGAAUGGAAAGGCUCUUCUCAACGCUUUCCAAACAGAAGAGAUCAGGAAAGUCGAAGUAUCCCGUGCUCAGCAGAUCCUCUUGCAACAUGCAGAUGCAGCUCCAAGUCGAGGUCAGCACCAGCUGUCGUUGCCGGAAACAGAUUGGCUGCGAGAGGAGGGGCAAGCUCAUUGCAAGAGGGCUCUGAAAGAUGAGAUGGGCGCAGUGGCUUUGCCAAGAAAGCGGAUGCGGCAGUCUGGUUGAGGUAGCCACCGUCUUUGCAGUCAUGAUGAUGGUCUGAACAUACCAUAUCAUUUUUCAGCAGUUAUUGGAUGGUGAAGCUUUGCAACUUGCUUCCCGUCUUAGUAGAUAGACGUGUGUUGGUUCCAGGAUGCACAAAAGGGCACGACAUGCGACAUUGGCGGCAAAUGACACGGCCACAAGACAAUUAUGUCAGAAUGGGCAGGCAGAGUCUCACUGUGGGUGUGAAACCACAUUAUGCACGGAAUUCGAGUGGCACGAUUGUAUCUUAGCAUAUGCACGCGUGCCUUCUACAUUACAAGGUCAAGUUCUAGGCAUUCCCAUGGCCCAGGCUGUGUCUGGGCUGCAACUUUCAAGUUCAGCUUUCUUGAUAGUUCAGCUCCACAUCCCGCAUUUUCAGGCCCCUGCUUUGGACUUGGCUGAGCUUGCAGCGGGAAUGAGUUGGGAAGACGGCAAGACGC